Messenger RNA from Hyposmocoma kahamanoa, 564 nucleotides. RefSeq names its product transmembrane protein 258 (gene kud). The record is from RefSeq and is a predicted model, not a curated record. NCBI's taxonomy places the organism in Eukaryota, Metazoa, Arthropoda, Insecta, Lepidoptera, Cosmopterigidae. Bases 72 to 317 code for a protein of 81 amino acids. Gene Ontology annotation, biological process: protein N-linked glycosylation. Gene Ontology annotation, cellular component: membrane-bounded organelle. The transcript has 2 exons.
UGGAUGACCGUUCUGUCAUACUGUGGUGUGUUCGUGUAAUUUUGCAUUUAUUUCAAGAAAAAAAUCCCAAAAUGAGUCUGGAAAUCGAGUCAAUGACGCGCUACGCGUCACCAAUCAACCCGGCUAUUUUUCCGCACCUCACGAUGCUUCUGCUGGGUAUCGGCAUAUUCUUUACGGCGUGGUUCUUCGUCUACGAAGUCACUAGCACCAAAGUAUCCAGAGAUUUGUUCAAGGAGCUGCUUCUCUCACUAGUGGCAGCUCUUUUCUCUGGCUUCGGCAUCCUGUUUCUCCUACUAUGGGUCGGCAUCUAUGUGUGAUAUAAACUCUUAGGUAUUUUAAGCUGUGCACCAUUCCUUGGCAAGCGUGAUAUGGGUUUGUCUGUCUGAACAGAUGAUUUUGUAUAUUUAAGAAGUAAAAUUUAUUAUAUUAUGCAGGAUUUGUUAUUUUGUUCUUAUCGUUUCUCUAUAGUGGAAAUACUGGUAUAUUGUUUUAUUCCUUAAAUUAUCCUUUUGGUACGAAUCUAGGUAAUAAAUCUAAAAAAUCUAUCUAAAUCUAAAAAUCUAA